Messenger RNA from Cuscuta campestris, 4163 nucleotides. The record is from the annotation of a GenBank genome assembly. Lineage: Eukaryota; Viridiplantae; Streptophyta; Magnoliopsida; Solanales; Convolvulaceae.
CCCAAAACACCAUUUCAGAACCUACUCUCAAAGAUCUCCAAACGUUCUUAGAUUACACCCUGAGCACCCAAGAUCCCACAGAUCUCGAAACCCUCUACCAUGAAAUUUCUUCAAGAAACCUCUCACCCACAGCUCUAUCCAACGCACUAUCCUCGGCCAUGGACUCCAGCCCACCCCAUCUUUCAAUCUUGGCAUCCACGGCUUACUUAUCUCUUCUUCUCUCCCCAAAUUGUCCCGUCUUGACUCUGUUCACUCCCAUGUCUUUUCUGUCGCUUCUUGUGUCCAUUCGCAGAGCUUUGAAAAGCAAGCAUUUACCCCCCAAAGGGGCUUCAGGGGUAAGACAGCCUGUGAGAAAAGGAAAGAGGAGCGGUCGAGGAGGCUCAGGGAAGAGCAGAGGAAACAACAAUGAACAUUGCGAGGACGUGGGUGAAGAUACGUUUUUUGAUGUUAGGGUUUUGUUCUGUAUCCUCGAGAUGUUGGAAUUGGUGAUGGGUUUGGUCCAUUUGGAUAGGUUUCCCGAUUGUUUGAGGAGUUUGGUUCAAACUGUGGCCGACAUUCCUGUAAUGGCAAGUGAAAUUGCUGGGGGUUCAAGUGUUUAUACCAGGCUAUGUGAGUUGUGUUCAAGGGUCCUAAGGGAAGUCCUUAAGACUGAUCAUGGGGAUCUGAGGUUUUCCACUGCCGAGCUUUUGAAGUCAUUGACACCAUUGAUUCUUUCAGUUAAGUCUCAAGCUAAGGCGUUUGCUUUAGAAUUUGUCGGGAACAUGAUGGCGAGUAUGGCCAAAGACUCACCCAUAGUAAAGGAAGCGGUUGUAAAUUUGCCCAAGUAUUUGGUUCAUAAGUCUCCAGAAAAGGCUGAGCCCAGAGCUUCAGCUGUGGCAUCCAUAAUACAGAUCGUUAAAGUUUUAGACUUGGAGGAUCAAGUUGGCUUCACUGAUUAUGUAGUGAAGAUGAGCCAAGGGGCGGGGCAUUUAAGGCUUUUGGCUGUGGACCUCAUUCCGGCAUUAAUAAUGUCAUUCAAAGAUCCACUAGGAUGGGGUUCAGAUAUUGGUCUUGAGAGUUCCUGGGGUUUGAGGUGUUUGGAUGCAUUGAUUCAGCGGUGCUCAGAUGCUAUUGCUGGGAUUAGAGCUCGGGCUUUGACCCUUUUAGCCCAAGUGGUGGUACAACUUUCUGGUGAUGAUCGGGGCAAAUCAGUGUUGAAGGAAAUAUUGGGGUUCAGAAAUGAUGGAUCUAAGUUGGAACGGGCUGGAAUCAACAAUGUCUUGAAAAACCUGUGUGCAGAUGAGAAGGCUGCAGUUAGGAAGGGUGCUCUUCUUCUAAUAUCCAAGUUGACAUCUCUAUUCGGCAGUGCUCUUGAUGAAGAUUUGAUAAAGACAGUAGGCAUUGCAUGUUGGGAUCCACUUGUUAGCAUAAGGAAAGUGGCAAUUUCAGCUUUAUCCGAGGCUUUUAGAUUGGGUUCAAGAGAUUUUGUAACAAACGAGUGGAUUCAUUCAGUUCCGCGUCUAAUAACUGAUAAUGAAACCAGCAUCCAGGAAGAAUGUGAAAACUUGUUCCUUGAAUUGGUUCUUGAUCGAAUCGCGCAAGUUGGAUCCAGCCGUCCUCCAACCCAAAUACAUAAUUCUCCAGACUUCAGUGGAAGUUCUAAAACCUCAGACAUGGAAAUGGAACAACUAUAUCAUGGUGGAGUUCUAUAUCUUUUGAAGGAGAUCUGUAAUAGCGAGGUGACACCAUGGGUAAAGAAAAUUUGUGCAAGUUUAGGAAAGAAAAAGAAACUCAAACCUAAGAUUGCUAUAGCACUUCAAAACAUCAUAAGGACAUCUGAAUCACUAUGCUUAAGCCGUUCAAUGCCAAUAGAGAAGUGGACUGCACCUUUGGGUUCAUGGUUUCUUUUAUCAGAGGUGUCCGUAUUCCUGCCUCGAGCUGUUGAGUGGGAGUUCCUUCAUCACCAUUGGCAGCUUCUUGAUAAGUAUAAACCUAAGAAUAAUGCUGAAAACCAGUUUGUACAGUGUGAUUUGAACUGUGAGGACUUUGAUACAGAACUAAGUUCUGUUACGUGGGCUGGAGACCGAGUUUUCCUUUUGCAAACAAUCUCAAAUGUGGCAGUGGAGCUCCCUGCAGAACCUGCAGCUGACCUGGCCCAUAAUCUUCUCACUCGUUUAGAGCAGUUCAGUAUGCAUUCAACAGAGGUUGAUGCUCAUGUGAAAGCACUUAGAACACUGUGCAAGCGAAAGGCUAUGAAUCCUGGGGAGGCUGAUUCCCUUGUUACAAAAUGGGUUCAACAGCUUCUCUCCAAAGUAUCUGAAAUUCUUGAUCUUUAUAUGUCAAAGAACAAAGAAACCAAUGAAGAUAGUGCAUUUCGUACACCACAAAGAUUUAUAAAUGGAAAGGGGAAAGGAACUGCUGCAUCAUCUGCAUUACUAUCACGAACAGUGACUGCUGUUCACACAUUGGGAAGUCUUGUUAUCAUUUGCCCUUCGGCUGACUUGAAAUCCAUAAUUCCAGUUCUACACACAAUAAUCACUUCAGAUGGUACUGACGCAAGAGCUAAGAAAUUACUGGGGCCUUCAGUUUCUAUCAAGCAGACUGCUCCGUCUUUGUAUGUUCAAGCUUGGGUAACCAUGGGCAAGAUCUGUCUUGCAGAUGGUAAACUUGCAAAACGUUACAUUCCUCUGUUCGUCCAGGAGCUUGAGAAGAGUGACUGUGCUGCUCUCCGUAACAACAUAGUUGUAGUGAUGGCAGAUUUUUGUGUCCGACACACAGCUCUAGUGGACUGUUAUCUCUCAAAGAUAACCAAAUGUCUACGGGAUCCAUGCGAAUUAGUUAGACGUCAGACAUUUAUACUUCUUGCAAGACUAUUACAGAGGGAUUAUGUGAAGUGGAGAGGAGUUCUUUUUCUGCGGUUUUUGCUCUCUCUCGUUGAUGAAUCUGAGAAGAUAAGACAGCUGUCUGAUUUCCUUUUUGGCAACAUCUUAAAAGUAAAGGCACCACUUUUGGCCUACAAUAGCUUUGUGGAAGCUAUAUAUGCCCUGAAUGACUGCAAUGCUCAUACUGGAUCUAGUAACUCCCAGAGCUCAAGAAAUGAAACACAUCUUUUCUCGAUUAGAGGAAAUGAUGCAGAGUCGAGGUCUUCAAGAAUGCACAUUUAUGCGACUUUGCUUAAACAGAUGGCUUCAGAACAUCUUUUAGCAACAUUUGCUAAAGUGUGUGCAGAGAUUCUUGCUGCUGCAUCUGAUGGUAUGCUCAAUAUAGAUGACUCUACUGGACAGUCUGUUCUGCAGGAUGCAUUCCAAAUCCUGUCGUGCAAAGAAAUCCGAAUCUCAACCAGCCGUGGGAUGUCUUCUGACUCGGCUGACAUAGACGAAGAAGCAGGAAACAGUGGAUCUGCAGUAGCUGCCAGGGGAAAUGCCAUAACUCAAGCUGUCAAGAAAGGGCUUAUACAGAACACCAUUCCCAUCUUCAUCGAGCUAAAGCGUCUACUUGAGAGCAAAAACAGCUCCCUCAUAGGGUCUCUCAUGGAAUGCCUCCGUGCCCUUCUCAAGGAUUACAAGAACGAGAUUGAUGAAAUAUUAGUUGCUGAUAAGCAGCUCCAGAAAGAGCUCAUAUACGACAUGCAAAAAUACGAGACAAUGAAGUCUAAAGCUACAGCUGCUGAGGCUGUUGCGACCGCUACGCGUGAUCCCAAGGGUCCUUGUUCCAACAUAUUGAAGAGUGGAGUGAAGGGAAAGGGAAAGCUGCACCGUGAUGAUGCAAAGGUUGCUUCGGCUAUGGCCGAUGCAACAGCAGCAGCUGUUGCCCAGUCUGUGCUGAGGGACGUGAAUCACGGGGCUGCAACGCCGCCACUCAGUGCAAUGAGGGCACCUAAGCUCAAGUCCUUCUCCACGGAAAGGCGAGGAGGACGGUCUGCGGCUGUGAUAGAGUCUCUGAGGAGAAGACAAACGUUUGAUUCUGAUGAUGAAAAUUGAUUCUCCAUUUCCAUUUCAUAGUCUAGAAGCUUGAUUCAUGCUGUAAAAUGCUUGCUGAAGGGCUACACUUGAAAAAUCAGCAAAUGUGGGGUGGUUAUAAUGUUAACCUGCAUUAAUUGUAUUUAAUUAAUUCAAAUAUAUUUAAUUUAUGUAAAUGCACGCCACUUAUAUAAUUCAAUUAGUCAAUAAAAUUUAAGUUAUUAG